AUGGCGGAGAACGAAGCGGACAGCAGCUGUGAAGCCAGCGGGUCAAUGACUGAUGGUGAUUAUUCGGCGGGUCCUGUGUCACUGAAAUCACCUGAAGAUGAAAGCUCGGACAACCCUGCGUCUCACUAUGACCAGGACCUCAAAAGCGUCCUGGUCACCAGCGUUUUAAACCUAGAAAAGCUCGACGUGGACCUGUACAGAGGGACGCACCACUGGGUGCCCCGCACCCAGCGUUUGUUUGGGGGUCAAAUAGUCGGUCAGGCCCUUGUAGCUGCAGCCAAAUCUGUCAACGAUAAUCUCUACGCCCAUUCUCUCCACUGCUACUUUGUACGAGCAGGGGAUCCGAAGGUUCCAGUGUUGUACCAUGUGGAACGCACAAGAGAUGGUCGCAGUUUCGCAGUGCGCUCUGUCAAGGCCAUCCAGCAUGGACAGCCUAUAUUUAUCUGCCAAGUGUCCUUCCACAUGAUGCAGGAGAGUCCCCUGAAGCACCAGUACACCAUGCCGGUGGUCCCUCAGCCUGAAGACCUCCUCACCGUAGAGGAGCUUAUUCAUCUUUAUCUCAGUAAACCAGACCUGGAAGAGAGUGCAAAACAAGGCCUCAACAAACUGUUGGCUAAUGAGGUCCCCAUUGAGAUAAAGCCCGUCAACCCACCACACUUUUCCAGACCUGCUGCAGCUGAGCCGAAGAAGCUGUUCUGGGUGCGAGCGCGAGGAUAUAUUGGUGAAGGCAACAUGAAGCUGCAUUGCUGCGUCGCUGCUUAUGUAUCAGACUUUUCAUUCCUGGGCACAGCGCUGCUGCCUUAUCCCAACUACAGGGCCAAGUUCAUGGCCUCCCUAGACCACGCCAUGUGGUUCCACAGCACUUUCCGCAGUGAUGAGUGGAUGUUGUAUGAGUGUGAGAGCCCGUGGGCAGGGGGCAGCAGGGGACUGGUUCAAGGCCGACUAUGGAGAAGAGAUGGGGUGCUGGCUGCCUCCUGUUCCCAGGAGGGUGUCCUGAGAGUGUCACCUGUCACAGAGCCCAGCAAACUAUAAGAACAUUCCUCAGAUUUUUUUUCUUUUAAUUAUUUCUAAUUAUCAUAAAAUAAAUUGUAUUUAUUUAUUUUUACAAGUGCCAUUGUUAAUAUGAUCAGAAAUUCUAGAGUGUCUCAAUAAUUAUUUUAACAGAUUUUAUUUCCAGUCAGUAAAGAAUGAAAUUAUUCUAAUGGACUAAUGCUUGUCAUGUGUUAGAGGAGAGGUUUAGAAGUUGAUCAUUGCAAAGACUUGCAAGAAACUGAUUCGACUAGUUUGCACAUUCAGUCAUGCUCAUAUGUGAAAUUCAACAAAGUCAAAAGAUUUUGUUAACAUUUGGAAAGGCACCAUGUCAACAUUGGCAUUAUUAGUUGGCUAAUAAUGGGAAAAACUGCCUUCCAUGGAACAAUGAGGACACAGAGAAUUUAAAAAUGUCAGAGUUCCACUAAGUAUAAACUUAGAUGGCAUAUCACUUGAAUGUCUGUCUCGCACAUGCGCCUGUCAGCAGCUGUCCCAUGAGAAGGAAGGAUGUGCUUGUUAAGAAGAAAAAACGUAGGUGACUGAAACAUAGAACAGGACAGGAAGAGCCUCAUCCUUGAGUGGAGAGUAAAACAAAAAGGGAAAUUAUUGUAGGGUAGGGCAGUGAAGAAAAACGGCAACCUGAUCCACCAAUGGAAGAUGAAACCAGUACAGUCACUGAAGAGCAGGACAGUCUGUUCCUCUAAGGGAAAAACUCGUGACAUGACAGGACAAAAACUUAUCGAUUGGUGCACAAGGCCCUACACAUAAUGUUAGAACUUUUGCACUGAAUUUGGUGGCCUGUAGGUUCUUCUUGCACACUAAUGAUUAAAGUGUAACAAUGCCCUAAAGUAUUCUCUGUGUUCAUGCAUUUUAUAAACAGUAUGUGAGGAGUUUGUUUAUUAGAUUACAUGUAAUAAUAAU
Molecule: messenger RNA, 1950 nt
Organism: Chelmon rostratus (copperband butterflyfish)
Lineage: Eukaryota; Metazoa; Chordata; Actinopteri; Chaetodontiformes; Chaetodontidae
Gene: acot8
Product: acyl-CoA thioesterase 8
Exons: 6
Coding region: 1-1032 (343 amino acids)
Biological process (GO): acyl-CoA metabolic process; fatty acid catabolic process
Cellular component (GO): peroxisomal matrix
Molecular function (GO): fatty acyl-CoA hydrolase activity
Source: RefSeq, a predicted model, not a curated record